UCUUAUCGGAACCGCAGACAACGCCUGGAAGAAUUUCCUCAAGACAACUGUGUCCACUCUCCAGGACAUCAGCAUCUCCUCAACCGACAGUCAAGCCAUGCAUGUGGAGAGGAAAUGGCACAUACUGUUGACCAUCUUCUUUCUGCUCAUCUCCUCGGGUCAGUGCAUGGACAGCAAAGAGGUCAAGCAGAAUGAGAGAAGGACCCUGUUGGAUCUAAUUUUACAGGUUAUCAAGGACAGCCAGCAACGGGACAAGCCCGUGUCUAGGCACUGUGGCAGUGGACUCCACACCUCAGCACAAGACUUCAAGUCCUCUUCCCGGGAAAAGCCUUUGUAUGUCCCUAGGCUGGAUAACACUAGACUCAUAGAUAUUGUUCCUAGAGAUGCACACCUGAAGGACAAGUUCAUUCAGCAUUUUGGAGCAGGACAUGUCAAGUUCUCGUCGGAGUGCAAAACACACUUUCACAGACUAUACCACACCACAAGGGAUUGCUCAAGACCAGCAUAUUACAAAAGGUGUGCAAGAUUGCUAACGCGAUUAGCAAUGAGUCCGCUCUGCAUGCAGUCAUAGGUUUUGUAUGUCGCCAUAUAACGGAAGAGGGAUCAAUGCGUUGCCAAGGAAGUGCCUUCAAACCCACAGCAGACAUGAGGACGUUCUUUCUGUGUGUGUUUAUAGUGUCUAUGUUUUUGCUGUUGGUGUUGUCAUAACUCAAAAUGAUUGAAUGGAGAUUGUUGGUUGUUUGUGAGUGGAAUGGACCAUAUAUUUGUAAGCAAAUAAUUUAAUAUCAAAUACAUCUAUUUAUUGAAAGGACAUAUAAAUAUAUGUAAUGUUUAACAGUCACUGAGAAUCCGAUCAUUUUGGUUAUAAAAGUCAUGAGUGAUGGAAAGAAAAUGUAUUUGCUUUAUUUUCUAUAUAAAUUCCACUUUUGCUAAUUUGCUGACUUUAUACUCCAUCUUUGUCUUCAUCACAUUUUAUUUGGCACUUGAGUGAUUGUUGACAAUAAGACCAUAUAAAAUAACGAUAAUGGUGACAGCUCACUGCAUUACUGAAUAAAGAAUACUGAAGCACAGGA
This is a messenger RNA of Poecilia latipinna (sailfin molly), 1073 nucleotides long. It is a transcript of the gene alkal1, whose product is annotated as ALK and LTK ligand 1. Gene Ontology annotation, biological process: positive regulation of ERK5 cascade; positive regulation of ERK1 and ERK2 cascade. The transcript is spliced from 6 exons. Lineage: Eukaryota; Metazoa; Chordata; Actinopteri; Cyprinodontiformes; Poeciliidae. The record is from RefSeq and is a predicted model, not a curated record. Gene Ontology annotation, molecular function: receptor signaling protein tyrosine kinase activator activity; receptor tyrosine kinase binding. The coding region runs from base 98 to 571 and encodes 157 amino acids.